GUUGGUCAACUUUGCCAAUCAAUGUACGCAGUUACGUGGACAGGCCGUUAUAUAUAUAUAUCAGAAUAACUAGAUAGAAAAUUACUCACCAACUACCUAUUCUAGACGAGCAGUCAUCCUAUUCCGCAAUGUUGAACAUUUCAGGAACCAGUUCCGCUCCGAAAUCGAUUCCGUUCAAUUCCGGGAACUCGAUCGACACAUAAUAUCCGAUACCCACUCGAAAAUUGAUCGAGUUCCGUCCAAUUCCGGAAUUGGUAGGAAUUCCGUAUAAUUCCGGAAUCGGUAGGAAUUCCGGAAUCGGUAGGAAUUUCGUGUAAUUCCGUAAUUAGAAGUAGUUAACGCAAUUCCGGAAUUGGUGGGAAUCGGUAAGAAUUCCCAGGAAUUCCGUCCAAUUCCACUGAAUUCCGUCUUGAUGCAAUUCCCGGAAUUCCGUAACGGAAUUAGAUCGUAUCCAAACGGGAUAACUUAUCAACACAACACAACAAAUGUGGGUGAGGUGGAUGGUGUGAUUCCGGUACGGAAUUCCGGAAUCGGAACCAAUUCCCGCAAUUCCGGAAUCGGUAGGAAUUCCGUGCAAUUCCGGAAUCGGUGGGAAUUCCGUGCAAUUCCGGAAUCGGUCGAACUCGAUCAAUCUCGACUGGGUGUCUUAUGUUGUGUGUCGAUCGAGUUCCCGGAAUUGGACGGAAUCGAUUCCGGUGCGGAACUGAUUCCUACAAUGUUCAACAUCGCGGAAUAGGAUGCAUUCUCUUCUAGACUUUGCGAUUCGAACUUAUAGAAACAAAACAUUUUGUAAAAGAGUGUGGAUGUGGGUGGGUGACGGUAUGAGUAAGUGGAAGAGGUAAAUUGAAUACCUAUAUCCACACCCACGCCCUCAUGUACUACUGCGUCUAUAUCCACAUUAAUCCUGUUUGAGAAUUACUUUAAGUAGUUCAUUCUUUAUUAAAGAGUGAAUCAAAAUUGUAUAUUUUCAGAUCGAGCACAAGCAGUACUGCUAUCAGUACAACAACAACAACUGCAACAACAACAACAAUAACAACAACAACGGCUGUUAAUACUUUGGCGAAUGCACCGAAUAUAUCUAAUAAUAUAAAUGAACCAAUGAUCAUCGGCUUAUCACUAUUAGGCUUGGGAAUUCUGUUAACUUUAUGUUGUUGCUGUUGGUGGUGGUUGUUCUGCUAUGGAUCCGAUCGUCGACGUAACAGACAAAAACCAAAGAGGGACCAAACGAAAUCUAUAUUUCGUAGUGAACAGUCAUCACCUAGAUUAAGUUUACUUACGUCAACUUUACCCAGCAAACAGAAGUUGGUGUCAAUACGAGGACGUCAUUAUGACAAACAUCACAAAACACAUAAAAGUGCUAUGAUUUAUCCAUUAAAUACUAGUAAUGAGUACAAAAACGAAAAUAAUGUACAAAAAUAUCAACGGAAUCAUCCCAGUAAUGCGAGCUUAAUUCAUCAAAGUAGUUUUAAUGAAUCAUUAUCAACCGAAACAAAUUCCGACGUUGAAGAGCCAUUCUCAGAUGCUGAUAACAUUGGCAAGACCGAUUGUUUCAAAUUACCGAGUACUGAAACAAUGAACGUUAGCAUUAUAAAACUGCCGAGAGUAACAGCAUCAGCACCGAUUGAUCAAGGAAUACAGACAUCAAAAUCGCACUGCUCAACUUCUCAAACCUUGCUCACAAACGAUAAAGCACUGUUAAAAUUCAAACAAAAUAAUUCAACUACUAUAAACCAACGUAAAUCAAUGCCGCUGAAUUAUAAAGAUACAUUACGUAUAUCGCACGAGUUUUUCUCGUCGGCAAAAGUCAACAACACUUCGGCAGUUCGCAUCGUCAAAAUCAAGAAUUUGAAAUUAUCAUCAUUAGUGUCCAAUGAUCCUACUAUAGGAAUUGAUAAAUAA
This is a messenger RNA of Adineta steineri, 1899 nucleotides long. NCBI's taxonomy places the organism in Eukaryota, Metazoa, Rotifera, Eurotatoria, Adinetida, Adinetidae. The record is from the annotation of a GenBank genome assembly.